CCCCGGACAGGAGCUCAGAGAGACAACUAUUUACCCGAAACUAAAGGAGGAGAAACGGGAUACAAAAUCGGACAAGCGAGGACUUUUUUUUCUUCCUGAUAUAUAUAUAUAUAUAUUUUCAGAGGGAAUUUCAUUUUAAAGGGACCACUUGAGGUUUGGACAUGAUGCUGUGGGGCAUCUUUUUGCUGUUGAUGCUUUGGAGCUGUGAAGGAGCCAGAUUGGCAGAGAGUCGGGACGACAACAGUGUGUAUGACUUAUUCGAUAUGGUCCGGAUAAACAAGAGAAACAAAGGACUGAGUUUGGUCAAAGGUGCAGAUCCCAACAGCCCCGCAUACAAAGUCCUCGACGCAGACCUGAUCCCCCCACUGCCCGACAGCUCCCUCAGGGACCUCCUCGACUCCAUCCAGGCUGAGAGGGGCUUCCUCCUCCUGGUCAACCUGAAGCAGUUCAAGAAAACCAGGGGCAGCCUUUUGACCAUCGAGAAGAACGACGGAUCCGGACCCGUUUUCCAGAUCAUCUCCAACGGGAAGGCGAACACUCUGGAUGUGGUCUACUCCACCAUGAACCAGCAGCAGGUCGUGUCCAUCGAGGAUGCUGAUUUGGCCACCGGACACUGGAAGAACAUCACGCUGUUCGUUCAGGAUGACCGGGUGCAGCUUUUUGUUGGCUGUGAGGAGAUCAAUGUAUCAGAGAUGGAUUUGCCAAUCUCCAAAGUGCUGACCCAGGAGGUGGCAGACGUUGCCCGGCUCAGGAUUGGAAAGGGAUCUGUACGGGACAAAUUCAUGGGAGUGCUUCAAAAUGUGCGCUUUGUCUUUGGGACCUCUCUCGAUGCUAUACUAAGAAAUAAGGGAUGCCAAAGUGGAGCUACCUUAACUGAUGUCAUGACCCUGGACAACCCAGUCAACGGCUCCAGCCCCGCCAUUAGGACUGAUUACACCGGCCACAAAGCCAAAGAUCUGCAGUCUGUCUGCGGUUUCUCUUGUGAGGACAUCGCCGGCAUGUUUAAGGAGCUUAAGGGACUCGGCGUCGUCGUUAAACAGCUGUCGAAUGAGCUCCGCAAAGUGUCUGCGGACAGCACACUGCUGAAAAAUCAAAUGAACAUCCACAAUGGAAUUUGCAUCCACAACGGCAUCGUGCACAAGGACCAAGAUGAAUGGACCGUGGAUAGCUGCACCGAGUGCACCUGCCAGAAUUCUGCUACCGUGUGUCGCAAAAUCUCCUGCCCUCUGAUCCCAUGUGCUAAUGCCACCGUGCCAGACGGAGAGUGCUGCCCUCGCUGUGGAACACACUAUGCAGAGGAUGGUUGGUCUCCCUGGUCUGACUGGACCCAUUGUUCGGUGACUUGUGGUCGGGGCAUCCAGCAGCGCGGACGUUCCUGCGACCGCAUCAACAGCAACUGUGAGGGCACCUCUGUCCAGACCCGUGACUGCUACCCCCAGGAAUGUGACAAACGCUUCAAACAGGACGGCGGUUGGAGCCACUGGUCUCCAUGGUCUUCGUGCUCUGUGACCUGUGGUGAGGGCGUCAUCACCCGGAUACGCCUCUGCAACUCCCCCACACCGCAGAUGGGUGGCAGGGACUGCCAGGGAGAGGGACGUCAAACGAAAAUCUGCCAACAGUCACCCUGUCCUAUCGAUGGAGGGUGGGGACCUUGGUCACCAUGGGACACCUGCACUGUUACCUGUGCUGGAGGAGUCCAGACCCGCAAACGCCUCUGCUCUGACCCUGUCCCCAAAUAUGGAGGAAAGGACUGUGUUGGUGAUGCUUCUGUGUCUCAAGUGUGCAACAAACAGGAGUGCCCCAUUGACGGUUGUCUCUCCAGCCCAUGCUUCACUGGAGCAAAGUGCACCAGCUUCCCCGAUGGCUCUUUCAGGUGUGGCAGGUGUCCACUUGGCUACACUGGGAAUGGCAUCGCCUGCAAAGACAUUGAUGAAUGUAAAGCGGUCCCCGAUGCUUGCCACACACAUAACGGAGUGCAUCGCUGUGAGAACACUGAGCCCGGUUACAACUGUCUACCCUGCCCUACACGUUUCUCCGGUCCUCAGCCCUUUGGAAGAGGAGUGGAGCAGGCGACCGCUAAAAAACAGGUUUGCAAACCCCGUAACCCUUGCCAAGAUGGGACCCAGGACUGCCAUAAGAAUGCAAACUGCAUCUACUUGGGCGUCUUCUCUGAGUCCAUGUUCCGCUGCGAGUGCAAACCAGGGUAUGCUGGGAAUGGCCGUAUUUGCGGAGAGGACAGCGACCUGGACGGAUGGCCCAACACCAACCUGCGUUGUGUGGAGAACGCCACCUACCACUGCAAGAAGGAUAACUGCCCCAACCUUCCCAACUCUGGCCAGGAAGAUCAUGACAAAGAUGGCCUGGGUGAUGAAUGUGACCACGAUGAUGACAAUGAUGGGAUCCCCGAUGAUAGGGACAACUGCCCAAGAGUGUACAACCCUGCCCAGUAUGACGCAGACAGAGAUGACAUUGGCGACCGCUGUGACAACUGUGUGUUCGAGGCCAAUACAGACCAAACGGACACUGACAACAAUGGCGAGGGUGAUGCCUGUGCUGUUGACAUUGAUGGUGAUGGCAUUCUGAACGAGAACGACAACUGCCCAUAUGUUUACAACGUGGACCAGAGAGAUACUGACAGGGACGGGGUGGGAGAUCAUUGUGACAACUGCCCUCUGGAGCACAACCCCGAUCAGUUCGACUCUGACUCAGAUCGCAUAGGAGACAAGUGCGACAACAACCAGGACAUUGACGAGGACGGACACCAGAACAACUUGGACAACUGCCCCUACAUACCCAACGCCAACCAGGCCGACCACGACAAGGAUGGCAAGGGUGACGCCUGCGACCAUGACGACGACAACGACGGCAUUCCCGAUGAAAAGGACAACUGUAGGCUGGCAUUUAACCCUGAUCAGCUGGACUCUGAUGGCAAUGGCCGUGGUGAUGUGUGUAAAGACGAUUUUGACCAAGACAAUGUUCUGGACAUCCACGACGUGUGCCCGGAGAACUUUGCCAUCAGUGAAACAGACUUCCGCAGAUUCCAAAUGGUUCCUCUGGACCCCAAGGGCACCUCCCAGAUUGACCCCAACUGGGUGGUCCGGCAUCAGGGCAAGGAGUUGGUGCAGACUGUCAACUGCGAUCCCGGCAUUGCUGUUGGUUUCGAUGAGUUCAGCGCGGUGGACUUCAGCGGAACGUUCUUCGUCAACACGGACAGAGAUGACGACUACGCUGGUUUCGUAUUUGGCUACCAGUCCAGCUCACGCUUCUACACAGUGAUGUGGAAACAGAUCACACAGACUUACUGGUCCGUCACACCCACAAAAGCUCAAGGCUACUCAGGCCUGUCAAUCAAAGUGGUAAACUCCACCACUGGGCCCGGUGAGCAUCUGAGGAACGCCCUGUGGCACACCGGAGACACCGCAGGACAGGUGCGCACUCUGUGGCACGACCCCAAGAACAUUGGCUGGAAGGACUUCACUGCCUACAGAUGGCAUCUGACCCACAGACCCAAGACUGGACUUAUUAGAGUGGUCAUGUAUGAAGGCAAGAGAAUCAUGGCUGAUUCUGGAAACAUCUACGACACGACGUACGCUGGUGGGCGGCUAGGCUUGUACGUCUUCUCUCAGGAGAUGGUUUACUUCUCAGAUCUCAAAUACGAAUGCAGAGACACAUAAUUGGACCACAGAGCCUUCUAGCAGAAUGUUCGUCAGUAUGAAUAUAUAUAUAAUACAAGACCUGGAUCGACAUCUCUUUAACUUUUUUCUCUUGAGAACUGCACAUUGGAGGAAUGACGAGCAAGUGAGUUAAUGUGAGGUAAACUGACCUCAGGACAUUAAGCCAAAUGAAAUUUGAAUGACAAUUCUCCACCAAACUCAAAUUGUGGGCGCAGCUCUGCUCAGAAGAAAUUGGCCCUCUCACUUUGUUGCUCUGAUCUGCAUUUUAUUGCUUUUGCACACAUGAACUGUUGGCGGUAUUCCUCUGUGGACGAGGGACCAAAGGGAAGAGUGUUCCAUGUUUUUAAAUAUUAUUUUUGAGUUUAAUAGACAUCUGCUGUGGACUGUUCAGUAUGAAGAAAGCAGUAGGAGAACUUUUCGUAGGCUGGGGUAGAUAUACCCCUUGAAGGAACUGAUGAGGGACCAUGGACAGUAUGGACUGACUGUUACUAUCAAAGAGAGUGAAUGUUGUUUGUGUGUUUGUGCAUGUGUGCCACCCAACAAGCAUAGUUAUGAAGACAACCCCAUUGUUUUUUUUCACUUAGAUUUUUUUUUAACGACCCCCACUCCCACGCAGACCUGUACACACGAGGUCUCGUAUAUAGCCAAGGCUUAGGGCUGGCCCAAAUCAUUUAAAUAUCUUCUCAGGAAAGAGCACUAGAAGAAACGAGGAGAGCACAAAAUUCAGGACAGCACAGGGCCCCGAAGCAGGUGCACUUUAACAAUGCUUUGGAACAGUAAUUAUUAGCAAAUAUUAUGUUGAUGUCUAAUCUUUACUGAAUGUGUCAAGUGACGUAAACAGCGAGGGCCAGUCUAUUCCCAUCUCGAGUAAACCAUUGUUAGUAUGGCUGUUUGUAUGUACUUAGUCAUCAUAGAGGCUUUAAUUCUCUCUCAUCUCUACAUUUUAACGAUUUGCCCCAAUUUAUUCCAAUUUACUGAAAUCAAAAUGCGCAAAUGGAAAGAUAAAGCAUUGACCUGUUUUUUGACCAAAACAGUAAAAGUAAAGAUCACUUACAGUAUCUCUAAAUAUCCAUACAGUGUGCAUGACUGGUGUGCCUGAGCUUUUGUGUAUAGGCCUUCAUUUCUGACAAGGGAAAAUCAAAGGAAACCCUUAUGUACAAAUAUUACCUCAUUAAUUAUUUUUGUAUUGAGGCCAGCAAUGCACAAGAAUCAGUAGUCUUAGCAUCAGAGUAUAAAUUGGUUGGCUUCUUUCUUUUUUUUAAGCAAGAUUUUAGUAUCAUUUUUAUGCUGUAUAUAAGAUAUUUUUGUAGAAGCCCAAACAGGAACGUAAAGGAUUAAAGAAAUGUUAUCUGGACUAUGUUUUGCUACAUGUAUUUCCUGUGCAUUUGUUUUGAUAAAUUAUUAUGUUUGUUUUAUGUUGAGGUUAUUUCAUUUGUGUAGAUAUAUGCUAUUUAAAUAAUUUAUCUAGAAGCGUAGCCUCAUAUGGAAGCGUUUCUGUCUGUAUAAACUUAUUUGCACACUGACAUGAGGAUGUCUUUGUUAUUUUGUAUGUCUUUUUUAAUAUUAGUGAAGCUUUUCUAUAAACUUUGUACUAUAGUUUCUACCCAAAGUGCUGUUUAUACUCCUACCUGGUAUUUUGUAAUGCCAAGUGAACAAUAAACAUUUU
Anoplopoma fimbria (sablefish) is the source of this 5340-nucleotide messenger RNA. RefSeq names its product thrombospondin-1-like. Gene Ontology annotation, biological process: cell adhesion; negative regulation of angiogenesis. Lineage: Eukaryota; Metazoa; Chordata; Actinopteri; Perciformes; Anoplopomatidae. The transcript is spliced from 22 exons. Gene Ontology annotation, molecular function: calcium ion binding; protein binding. The coding region runs from base 162 to 3674 and encodes 1170 amino acids. Gene Ontology annotation, cellular component: extracellular region. The record is from RefSeq and is a predicted model, not a curated record.